This is a messenger RNA of Tetrahymena thermophila SB210, 924 nucleotides long. RefSeq lists its product as hypothetical. The record is from RefSeq and is a predicted model, not a curated record. The transcript has a single exon. Lineage: Eukaryota; Ciliophora; Oligohymenophorea; Hymenostomatida; Tetrahymenidae.
UUUAAAGUUAUCAGAUUGUAUUUCAUCUAGUCACAGAAUUAUUAUUUUAAAUUAUUAUCUUUAAAAACCAAAAAGAAAGGAUUCUAAUUAAAAUAUUUGGCUAUAAAAUAUUAAACUAAUAAAUAGCAAAAAAUUUACAAAAAUAAAAAAAAUUUUAGUCAAACAACUUCUAAUAGACAAGCAUCCACUGCUCUUAUAAACUCAUAAUAAGCAUAACCUAUAAUUAAAUUUACCUUUACAAAAAUUCAUAGAAAAACAUCCUCGGAGGUCAGCUCCCCUACAUAAGAAUAGCCUACAGAAAAAGAUAUUAAUAGUUUGUAAUAAGGUAUAGAGAUGUUACUUGUUGAAAACUAAAAUGUGCAUUCCAAAAAAAGGAAUUUUACAUAACACUGUUAAUUUCAUAAAAUUUAGCCAUCUUAAAAUUUUUUUGAUCAUUUAAACAUAAGAUCUAAGCUAAAGCCCUAUGAAGAGCCCUCUGAAAAUAAUUUAAAAAUAAUUGUUAGUGAUUAGAAAUAAAUAGUAGAAAAAGAAUACCGCCAGAUGAAUUAAUACCUGGGAGAAAUCUAUUUACAAAAUAAGAUGUCUUAAUAAAAAAGAAAAAAAGUUAAAGAGGAAGUAAACAACAAACCUUAUUAGAUCAGAGAGAAUAGCUAACCUAUGGAUAUAUAUAAAUAAGGAUAACAAAGAUAAAAUAAUAUGGAUAUCGAAGAAUAUCAAUCUUAACAAGAAAAUUAAGUAAAAACUUUAAAUUAAAGUCAAUGCGAUAAUCAAAAUUCUAGUUAAUUUGAUAGAGAUAACAACUAUAAUGAUUUCAAAUAAGAAGUAAUAGCAAAUAAUAUUUAUGAAUAUUAUAGAUAAGAGAAACAAAUACUGAUGAAUGCAAUCGAGAGCAGAUAAAUGAAAAUGAAUAUAGAAUUCUAAUGA